Messenger RNA from Microthlaspi erraticum, 543 nucleotides. The record is from the annotation of a GenBank genome assembly. NCBI's taxonomy places the organism in Eukaryota, Viridiplantae, Streptophyta, Magnoliopsida, Brassicales, Brassicaceae.
AUGGACCAAAUUUGGGAACCAGAAGAGAAAAGGAGUUAUAACCAAAAGAGUGAAGACUGUCCAGACGGCUUAUCGAGAAUCGCGCCAACCGCGCACCCGGCCGAGAGGAACUAUGUCCGCGCUCGGCCAGAACAUCCGUAUUCCAUCCGGCCAAGUCACGGCCGAGCUCACGUACCGACCCGGGAAACAUUGUCCCGCGGUCGAGCCAAGCUCGCCACCAUAAGCCGCGCACGACCGCGCCGCGCGAACCGGGAACAGCCUCGCGGCCGCGCAACUCAUGUCCGCGGCCGAUCACCCGUCCGACCGGGAGAACGUCCCACGUCCGGCCGAGAACCUUCGGCCAAACCAUCCGCCGCCGACCCGACGGCCGACCGAAGAAUCCUCGGCCACGACCCCGACCGUUCCGAUGCCGACCACGACCCGAUUGUCCGGCCGAUCGUCCCGACCGACCGUCCCAACGCCGCGGUCGACCCGAAGCCCGUUUUGAAGCCCAAACUUUGUUUUCAAGCCCGGCUUAACCCUAAGCCGCCUCUGAAGACCUAG